UACAACAUUCGAAGUGGCCUAGAGCGAAUAAGGAGAUAUGUGGUUCCUCACAAACGAGUAAACUUCGUUUUCUUAUUUGAUGGCCCAAUUAGCUAUAUCACAACAUCGCAAGGUAUUUCGUUAAGCAGAGAAAGUAACGGGUUAUCGAUUUAUUGGCCAAGUGCAACAGAACACCGUAAAAGCGAACAAUGGUUUUAUGCUUCUGGAAAUAUGCAGAAAACCCCGCUCAAACUUCGUGUUAAACAUGCCGUCAGCAAUCUUAAGUCCGUUGUUAAAGACCUCGUCUUUGAACCUUCGAAUUCAACUCUUGACAAUCCCAAUUACUCCCAUAUUCAACGAAUUUUCUUCCAACCAGCUUACGAGCGUGCAUUUAAACAAACCUCGAUUUCGGGAACAGCAACACCACCACUUUACGUCAUCAUAGUACCUGUCAUAUACCUCCUCCUAUUUCUCGACGAUUUACUCCUAUAG
Messenger RNA from Rodentolepis nana, 471 nucleotides. The record is from the annotation of a GenBank genome assembly. Lineage: Eukaryota; Metazoa; Platyhelminthes; Cestoda; Cyclophyllidea; Hymenolepididae.